AUGCUCUCGCAAACGCCAGCCGUCGCGUUCGCGAACGCGACGAGCUCGACUUUGUAUCCGCCGAGGAGACUCGCUCGCACGUCCGCGAUGUGGUCUCAACGCCCUCCAGCAGUGAUCUCUCCAGGAGCCUCUCCUCUGGGAGUGCGGGCCUUCGAUUGCUCGUACUCGCUGCCGGUUCCCAUGCACGCGCUCGCGGACCGCGGUGCUCGUUCCAAGCUACGCAGCCUCGCCACGGACGCGUACCCUACCGCGCGGACUUGCAGCGUCGAUAUGAGUGUCUUCUCGACACGUCGUGCACGUCUCGAGAGCCCUCCAGCAGACAUCCCUCCUCGGCGGGCUCCAGCCCUCGGUCUCUUGUGCACGCUAUACCUACUCGUGCACACGCCUGUAGAUGACGGUACGAGUCCCUGUCUGCUUGCGCGCGCGACGUCAACAUCCGCAUUCGACGACGCCUAA
Trametes versicolor FP-101664 SS1 is the source of this 456-nucleotide messenger RNA. RefSeq lists its product as uncharacterized. The transcript has 4 exons. The record is from RefSeq and is a predicted model, not a curated record. NCBI's taxonomy places the organism in Eukaryota, Fungi, Basidiomycota, Agaricomycetes, Polyporales, Polyporaceae. Bases 1 to 456 code for a protein of 151 amino acids.